Molecule: messenger RNA, 2271 nt
Organism: Gossypium arboreum
Lineage: Eukaryota; Viridiplantae; Streptophyta; Magnoliopsida; Malvales; Malvaceae
Product: pentatricopeptide repeat-containing protein At4g18520, chloroplastic
Exons: 1
Coding region: 1-1863 (620 amino acids)
Biological process (GO): RNA modification
Cellular component (GO): intracellular membrane-bounded organelle
Molecular function (GO): protein binding; RNA binding
Source: RefSeq, a predicted model, not a curated record
AUGCUUUCGUUAACGGUGAUUUCACCCCAAGUGGCGCACUUUCAAUGGCCUUCCUUUUUCACUAUUCAAAGUCCAUCAUUUCAUUAUUCGAAUUCCAAAAACGAGUCCAGACCAAGAAUCACCAAAAACCCACCCCAAUUUUCUUGUUUUUCUUCCAAAGAUUCAUGUUUUCUACCCGAAUUCGAUGAUUUAACCAGUAUUUCAACUUACCAUGAAGACCCAGAUGCUGGUUUUAGGGAUAGAACCCCACCGUCGGUUAGUCGAAAUGUCGGUUCUGAUGAGCUGGCAGCUUUGCUUCAAUCUUGUAGCAAUGGCAGACAAGUUAGGAGAGUCCAUGCGGUUGUUUUGAAGCGUUUAGGGAACCCAGUGACCUAUGUUGAGAAUAAUUUGAUAAGUUCGUAUUUAAAAUUUGGGAAGCUAGUGGAAGCUCGAAAGGUGUUUGAUAAUAUGGCUGAAAGAAAUGUCGUCAGUUGGACAGCAAUGAUUAAUGGGUACUCCAAAUUGGGUUUUGAUGAUGAAGCUUUGAGGUUGUUUUGGGAUUCGAUAUCAUGUGGGGUUCAAGGGAACAGGAAGAUGCUUGUUUGUUUGAUGAAUUUGUGUAGUAGGCGGGCGGAUUUCGAGUUAGGCAGACAAAUUCAUGGGUGUAUCCUGAAAGCGAAUUGUAGGAACUUGAUUGUGGAUAGUGCUGUUACUUAUUUUUAUGCACAAUGUGGGGAGUUGUCAAGGGCUUUUCAAGUGUUUCAUGGGAUGGCAGAAAAGGAUGUGGUUUGUUGGACAGCUAUGAUAACUGCUUGCUCCCAACAAGGAUAUGCGGAGGAGGCUUUCUCGUUGUUUUCGAGAAUGCUAAGUGAUGGUUUUUGGCCUAAUGAGUUCACCGUUUGCAGUGUUUUGAAGGCUUGUGGAGAGCAAAAGGCAUUGAGACCAGGGAGACAAUUACAUGGUGCCAUAAUAAAAAAGAUGUUCAAAAAUGAUGUUUUCUUAGGGUCUUCUCUUGUGGACAUGUAUGCAAAAUGCGGGGAGGUAGUAGAUGCUAGGAUUGUGUUUAACGGGAUGAGUAGUAGAAAUACGGUUACCUGGACUUCUAUUAUAGCAGGGUAUGCUAGGAAGGGUCUUGGUGAGGAUGCCAUUAGUCUUUUUCGAGUAAUGAAGAGACGAAAUAUAAUUGCUAAUAACUUGACCAUCGUAAGCAUACUUAGGGCUUGUGGUUCAGUUGUGGAUUUACUUAUGGGCAAGGAAGUCCACGCACAAAUAGUAAAAAAAUCUAUCCAAAGGAAUAUGUACAUAGGAAGCAGUCUAGUAUGGUUCUAUUGUAAAUGUGGGGAGUACGAUGUUGCCUCCAAAGUCCUUCAACAGAUGCCGCUGAGGGAUGUUGUCUCGUGGACUGCCAUGAUUUCUGGCUGUGCAAGCGUAGGGCAUGAGGCUGAGGCUCUUGAUUUUUUGAAAGAAAUGAUGGAGGAGGGUGUAGAACCUAACUCUUUUACCUAUUCUUCAGCUUUGAAAGCAUGUGCUAAGCUUGGAGCUGUUACAAAAGGGAAGUUAAUUCACUCCUUCGCAAAUAAAACUCCUGCCUUUUCUAAUGUCUUUGUGGGCAGUGCAUUGAUCCAUAUGUAUGCGAAAUGCGGUUUUGUAGCGGAGGCUUCUCGUGUUUUUGACAGCAUGCCAGAAAGGAAUUUGGUUUCGUGGAAGGCCAUGAUCAUGGGUUAUGCAAGAAACGGGCUAUGUCGAGAAGCUUUGCAACUCAUGUAUCGGAUGGAAGCAGAAGGUUUUGAGGUGGAUGAUUACAUCCUCGCUACGGUUCUUAGUGCAUGCGGAGAUAUUGAAUUGGAUGAAGGUCCUUCAUCGGAAAUAUUAGUGGUGACCUAAUUGUCUUAGGCAUGGAGUUGCAAUUGUCAAAAUUAUUUCUUUUCACUGCAGCGUGUAUGUAUCAUAUAUGCGAUGGACAAGGAAAAAAUAACAGUUAAAACAAAAAUCGCUAUGCUGUUAUGCAGUUACGCCAUUGCCUGCCCCUAUUGUAUUAAGAAAGGCAUGCCGGUGCUGUUUCCUUCCGAGCUUCAAAAAAUUUCACAAGCUUUUCUAUCAUGCUGUGCUGAGCACUGAAUAUCACUCCGGCAACAGGUACAUAUAGGUAGUUAUGUUCUUUGUAAACACCAUGUAAAUCUAGUUCAUACUCACAAACUUUAAAAAAAAGAAAAAGAAAGAUGAUGUCUUACUUAUCCUUAUUUUCUGUGCUGCUCUUAUUUGUCAUGUUAAAUAACUUUUCCCCUGGGCGAA